This is a messenger RNA of Clarias gariepinus (North African catfish), 2878 nucleotides long. RefSeq names its product zona pellucida protein AX 1 (gene zpax1). The transcript has 20 exons. Lineage: Eukaryota; Metazoa; Chordata; Actinopteri; Siluriformes; Clariidae. The record is from RefSeq and is a predicted model, not a curated record. The coding region runs from base 69 to 2714 and encodes 881 amino acids.
AUACACCACCUUUGAGCUUAUUUAAGGCGCAGGAUUGACACAAACACAAAGACCUUUCUCUUAUUAUUAUGGCACCUUUCUAUGAAUGUUGUGUGUUCUGGCUUCUGGUGAUGGCUGUUGCGGCCAAGGCUUUCAGUCAACGACGUGGCUUGACUUUGGAGUGUGUUGGAAAUGUUAUGAAGCUGACCUUGGACAGUGCGCUGUCUUUUAGACGUCAACUUGAAAUUGAAGCCAUCAAUGGUUCACGAGUUGUGCCUCUAUCGCCAGCCCUGGCGGCCCAGUGUGGCUACAGUGUCGAGUCUGACCCUUGGGGAAAUAUUAGAAUCUAUACAUCACUGCUUAGCUGCUUUGCCUUCAACCAUGAUGAUGCCGUGUUCGAUAUUGGACUGCGCCUGCAGCUGUAUGGCAACAGGAUGUCCGAUGAUGUCAUUGAGGUGGAGAAGACUUGCGAGUACAAUCAGUGGGCUUCACGAGAGAUUCUCUGCGAACGAAACUUCAUGGAGGUCUCUGUUCAUAGAGGACAUCCUAAUAAGAAUAUGCAAAAGCAGGCAAUACAUCCAGUUACAGGAACCAUAGGAUUUUUGGAUAAUGAACAGCACUCCAUCACACUGGGCGAUAUUUGGAGGAUGGUCUUUUAUACACUCGAGGAAACGCCAAUGACGUUGGAGGAGGUUCAGAAAGCAGGAUAUGGCGUAUCAGUGACUCCCACGCGACUGGUUCUGCGAAGCCCGAAAAACAAGCCUGAAACUUUCACUGAUGAUGUGAAUGGGGUGCAAAUGGAGUUCCUUAGAGUAAGCACCUACUUCAAGCGGGCUUGGUCUGUAACGAUAAUUGACAGCAUUGCCGUUUGUCCGACUGGUGGGCUCCAUUUUACCAACCAAUUCAUCAAAUGGUACAUGCCCCAGUACACCAUGCCUAUAAUAAUGAAUCCCCAGCAUCAAAUCCUUGAAAUGUACAUGGGGAUUAAUGGAAAGAGGCUCACUCCAAAUGAAAUGAAAGCUAGAGGCUAUACCAUGAUGAUAAAUGAGCCUCAUAUUAUAAUGUCCUUGCCUAUCGGUGGACCAGAUGGUUAUUAUAAGAGCAGUGUGUUGGAUUAUACGUACCAUAUUACUUACAGUAUUGAACCGAUGCUUGAAAUACUGUGGCUGGAAGGAAAAUCUGAAGUCACCAGAUACAAAGUGCAUUAUCCCAUCACCACACCACCUGAGCGUCGGCUGCCCUACAUCACAGACAAUACUGCUGCAGACUCGGAAGUGUUCAAGUUAAUGCUGGGUUUCUUCCUCCCUGACGUCGAGCUGUUGAACAUCACGUUAUCAACCGGAGUCCUGAGCGUGGAAGAGGCCAAUGAAAAAGGAUAUAAUGUACAGGAACACUUAUUUUCUAAUGGCUCCAAGGCUUUCAGCCUCGAGGUGUCCUUCUUCGAUCCUGCUGUCCUGAGAACUAAAGCCGACCCGGCGAACGUCAUCUACAGUCUCUUCCUCACCUUUGGUUUGUUCGUCGUUCCUGACUACACUCCCUUUUCUCACACUGCCUUAGUGGAAGUUACUCGCAAAGACAUCGUCAUGUUUACUAUGAAUGGAAUCUGCGAUGAAAAGAACUUCUAUGUUGAAAUUGGACACGGGAACCAAGGCGUAAACUUUCAAAUAAGUAUUGGCAGACGUAACCUUACGGCUGACCUCUAUACAGAGUACAGUGUUAAGGAAAACGGCACGCAUGUCAAAAUGACCGUGCCUUUUCUGGCACAAGACAUCGUUUUUGAGGAGUCCAGUCAGUCAUUACUAAGGGCUCGUAUUGAUCUAGUAAUAUCUCACCAUAACUGGCAAUUUAAAAAGUUCUCCUUGGCGUGCUCCUUUCCCUUUAUCAUGACUGAAUGCUUUGCGAAUGGAUCCAUAACCGCGCUCGCAGUCAAAGCCGAAGCGGCCAGCCGGAUGAUUCCGAGCCAGUUAAGGCUGAGAGAUCCGUCGUGUAAACCCAUCUUCAGCAACAACCGUUUUGCUUACUUCUCCUUUAAUGCAAACAGUUGUCAAACCACCAGAACGUUCCACGAUGACAUCAUGACCUAUCGAAAUGAAAUCUCCAUGGGCAACGUGACAGCUGCUGGACAGCCAUCGCAAAAUGCCACGAAAUCGGGUCGAGAAUAUCGUAUGGCAGUGGUCUGCAGUUACAAGCUAACCAAAACGCUGGCCUUGACGUUUUCCCCUGGGCCGCAAGCAAGCGCACUUCAUGCAGAUCCCGGGUUCGGAGAGCUGCAUGUCAGGAUGAGGCUUGCUACAGACGCCUCUUUCGAUUCCUUCUAUACGGACGAGGACUAUCCAGUGGUACAGUAUCUAAAGCACCCUCUAUACUUCGAGGUAGAACUGAUGCAGUCCAUCGACCCACAAAUUGAGCUGGUCUUGGAGAACUGCUGGGCUUCGGCUAAUCACAGAGGCUCCAUGUUGACAUGGGAUCUGAUUGUGAAAGGCUGCCCGAAUCUGGCCGACAAUUACCAAAUCACAUUUUAUCACGUCACGGCUGACGAGCGGGUUCGCUACCCAAGCCACGUGAGACGCUUUAAGAUCGACAUGUUCACUUUCGUCAAAGACAACCUGCCUCUUCAUGAUCAGAUCCGUGUCCACUGUGAAACUAUACUGUGCGACAUUCAACACAUGGACGGUAUCUGUAACACCUACUGUCCGUUGUCUAAAGAUAAAUACGUUAAAAGAGGUGUGUACUGAAUUUCUCCCGUGUCAUACCAACUUGAUUCUACAUCACUGACCCGACUCAUCUGUUCUACAGGACGCAGAACCAUGGGACAGGGACAACACAGGAUGUGGGUCUCGUCUGGAAAAAUUUCCCUCUCCACCUCGUAGCUGAGAUCUGAAUAAAGUGUUGACUUAAA